Messenger RNA from Episyrphus balteatus (marmalade hoverfly), 9162 nucleotides. RefSeq names its product filamin-B (gene jbug). The coding region runs from base 368 to 9136 and encodes 2922 amino acids. The record is from RefSeq and is a predicted model, not a curated record. Lineage: Eukaryota; Metazoa; Arthropoda; Insecta; Diptera; Syrphidae. Gene Ontology annotation, biological process: actin cytoskeleton organization. Gene Ontology annotation, molecular function: actin filament binding. The transcript is spliced from 18 exons.
AGUGUUUUAUUUGAGUUACGAUACAGACGCGAAAUUAUUAAACAGAAAACGAAUUUAACCAAGUUUAAAGCCGAGAGGUGUGUGGAAACCCAAGUGUGAAAAAAUUUUAAUUAACGAAUAAGAAAGUAAAAAAAAGAUGACAAAAUGAAAUUUAAAAAAUCGAAAAAGAAAACUCUGUUCUGAGGGCGGCCAGACAGUGCAAGUGAAUUAAAACUUAGUGGCGAAUUCGAAACGAAAGUGAAUGUGAAUAAUAAAAAUUUUUUAAAAAUAUAUAAAAAUCAAAAAAAAAAAAAUUUAAAAUUUGUAAAAUCCAAAAAGAAAAUUUAUUGAAAAAAUUUGUGUGCAAGUGCAACGAAAAGCACUUAAAAUGGAUUUAAAGGAUAUUAAAGGAGCUAAAGUCACCCAUGCGGGUUUGCUGAAGCAUAAUUCUGAUGGAACAACUGAUACGCAAAAGAUCACCCAUGCUGGUUUGGUUGCUCGUAGUCCUGAGGGCACAGCAGCCAAGGGCAUGAAUAUUCGAGGCAAUGAGGAUCUUUGGGUGGAGAUACAAGCCAAUACUUUUAGGAAUUGGGUUAACGAGCAUUUAAGAGGAACUGGAAUGCAGGUACACGACUGGGCGACUGAUUUCUGCGAUGGCACUCAUUUAUGUGCUCUAAUUGAAAAUCUACAAACGCGACCUUUGAAGCCUUCAUGGAAUCGCCGACCAGCUAAUCAGCAUCAUUACCUCGAAAAUGCUUCGACCGCCUUGAAUGCUGUCGAAGCUGAUCACAUCAAGUUGGUGAAUAUUGGAAAUGUUGAUAUUGUCAAUGGAAAUGUCAAACUUAUUUUGGGUUUGAUAUGGUCUUUGAUUGUGAGGUAUCAAAUUGGUCGCAGUAAAUUUCCACCAAGAAAGCUUAUGUUGGCUUGGUUGCAAGCCGCUUUGCCAGAAUGUAAGAUUUCAAAUCUUACCACAGAUUGGAAUAGUGGGGUGAAUUUGUCAGCUUUGCUGGAUUAUUGUGAACCUGGGCUAUUUCCACAUUGGCGUGGUAUUGAUGCUAGUCAGAGUGUUCGUAAUUGUACGACCGCCAUGAAUAUUGCCCAGCGAGAAUUUGGUAUUCCAAAGGUUUUGGAGCCGGAAUAUUUGGCUUCACCGUGGUUAGAUGAGUUGUCGGGAAUGACGUAUCUGUCGUACUUUAUGAAACCUGGAGCACCAGGUUAUAAUGCAACUUUGAGAUGGGUGAACACUCAAACUAAGGAGAAAGUCAAUAAUUUUACGACCGAUUGGAAUGAUGGCCGAGUCUUCUGUCAAAUUAUCAAGAAUCUUGGCGGACCAGCUCCAGCUCCUGAGAAACUGAGUACUGAUCCGUUUCACUAUGAGAACAACAUCCGUAAGGCCGUCGAAGCUGGUAGCAAGUUGGGUGUCAAACCUUUUCUGUCACCGAAAGACAUGUCAAGCCCCGAUGUUGAGCAUUUGGGUAUUAUGGCCUAUGCUGCAAACUUGCAAUGGGUUACUCCAAGAGCCCCUCUUUCCGAUAUGAUCAAUGUCUAUUUGGAAAGUACUUCUGGCAGGGUUGGAGAACAGACCCAUUUCCGAGUGGAUGUUAUGUCCCGGGAAAUCGAUAUCAGUUCUGUUCGAGCUGUCAUCGUUCCGCCAACAGGCAGCGCUUAUGUCGUCCGUCUUAAUAACCACGGAGAGGGAGUUUUCAUCCCUGAAAAGUACGGAAUGCAUGAAAUCGUUGUUGAAGUCGGUGACGAUAGUAUUGGAGGUCAUUUCUUCCGAGUUCUUCCCCGAUUUAUUCAAGUAGCUCCUCCAGGAAUGGCACCUUGCGCUCUGGGAAGUCUCGUUGAGGUCCUCGUUAAUGCUACUGGAGCCCCAAAGACCGAAGAUAUUCUAGUGACAGCUGUCAGUCCAUCGGGUAUUUCCCACAAGUGUCCACUUAAAAAGGUCGAAGAAGGACACAGUGCCAUAUUUAAGCCCGAUGAAGCUGGUAUCUGGGAAAUUGCCAUCACCUAUCAGGGACGACACAUCCAAGGUGGACCGUUUACAUGUGCAGUUUUUGAUCCUACUGGAGUGUCUGUCCAUGGAUUAGAUGGUGCCAUGCCACUGCGAGCUCACUCUUUCGAAGUUGAUGCUCGUGGGGUUGGUGUCUCGGGUGAACUCCAUGUUGAUAUUGUCCAUGAUAAACGAUCGUUGGUUUGUUCGGUAGAAAAAAUUGUUGACAAUAAAUACAGGGUGACCUUUAUGCCAAGACAAAAUGGCAAAUACAGGGUGUAUGUGUAUUUUAAUGGCUAUGAUGUCAAAGGAUCGCCAUUUAUUAUGAGAGUUGGAACUAAAGGUCGAUCGGGAAAGACCCGUAAUAGCCCUCAACAUGAAAGCAAACAUCGUUCGGAGAGUCCUUCAUUACAUUAUACAACUUCAACGGCAACCAGACAUAAGGACUACCGAAGUGCUAAGAAUGAACUAUUGAAUCAGGAACGUCAGCGAUCUUAUUCACCGCAAUACUCACCAAAGAACGAACCUGAUUAUCGAUCAAGCAGCUAUUACAAACGUGAAAGUGAGGGUUCCUCACCACAAUUAUUGGCUUCACCAUCUCGUGACACAGUCGAUGCAUCCCUAGUCCAUAGCAAAUACAAUGUUAGCACAACAAAUGACGAUCAUUCUGCAUAUUUGGCAAGUCGCAAGGACUCGAAAUAUGUAAAUUCAUCCUCCACAACGAAGACCGAUUAUUACUAUGACAAGGAGAAUGAAUUAUAUGCGCGAAAGAGGGAGCGAGAUCAUGCUCAUACUUUGAGUCCACCUCGAGAAGAUCGUUAUGUGUCGAGAUCGAAAAUUUCCGACAGCCCCAUCGCGAGUCCCUCACACAUUCGAUCGAGUGAAGUUACCAGAAACAGUCCUCUGACGAUCAAAACUUCUAACCAUUUCGAGCAAACUACAAGGAAUUCGACAUCAAGUCCAAGGACUUUGUCAGCUUCGCCAAUACCCCCAAGGCAGUAUAGUAAUUCGCCAAGUCAUUAUGUUACCACUGCUUCGCAUAGAAUUGGUAGCCCAGUUACCGUUAGUAAGGGUCCUGGUUAUGAGAGUGUCCGCCAUGUUGAAAAGUCAUCAACAUACAAGUCAAGUUCAAAUUACGUCACAGAUUCGAAUGUUCGAGCGAGUCCACUGUUUACCGCCGGUCUUACCCGUCGAACUGUAACUCCUGAACCAGCGAUUGAUCACUCAUCAAAUGUUCGAGUAUCAUCGAUCAAGCCAGCUGCAGCCCGUCGAGAUAGCUGGGAUGUGAUCAACAAGACGAAACACAUGCUUUCGCAUAAUUCCUUGGAAUCAUUGGCAAAUAUGACGGAAAAGCAAUUAAAUACGGAUUUGUCUUAUCAUCGACCGGAUAUUGACCAUGAGACCCAUCGAAAUACGCAGUAUAAUAAAUUCGCUCUAACCGAACAAAAGCUUCACUCAGAUCGUCAUGGAUCUGAUGAAUCUGAUCUUUACAGACCAAGUUCAAUAACUGUCAAACAAAAUGACAGUUCUUACAAUACCAAGUCAUCAUCUGGUUAUACGACUACAAUUAAAGAAACAUCUGAACGUCAUGUUACAGAAAGAUCUAGUGAUUCUGGAAAUUAUGGUUAUUCUUCAUUGUCGAGAUUUCGACCAAUCGAUAGCAAUGCUACCGGAUCACAAGCUAUAAGAGUUCAAGAUAUUCCGAAUGGAGCGAUUGGAAGACCAGUUGAAUUUGAAAUUGAUGGAUCCAAAGCGGGAUCGGGGAAUUUGGAGAUAUUGGUUAAUGGAGGGAGAGUUACUUCAUCGGUAAGAUCGUUGGGAGGACAGAGAUUUAUUGCUUCGUUUACACCACAUGAACCUGGGACACAUACUGUUCAGAUAACAUUUAAUGGAGAAACAGUACCAGGAUCACCGUGGCACGUUGAAAUAAUGUCAUCACCAGGAUUAACAGCAUUAGGCGAGUCAACUCGCCUCGUACCAGCAAAUACGUCGGCGGUUUUUGAGAUACUGCCGCCUCCUGGAGCAAGCCUAUCCAAAGGCGAAUGCGUGGCCACAGUUUUAACGCCUAACAAAUCCAAACUGAAUGCCCGCGUUACCCACGAGGCGGCAAACGGUGCAGUGCGCAUCGAAUUUGUCCCCACCGAAGUCGGAACGCACAUCAUCGAAGCUGCAAUUAGCGGAACAAAAAUAUCUGGUGGACCUUUGGUAGCCAAGGUCUAUGAUGCCAGUUUGAUACAAGUGACAGAUGUCAAUGGCGGAGUUGUCGGUCAGCCAUGUCAGUUCCGUGUAGACGCCAGCGCUGCUGGAGAAGGUCAAUUAGAAAUAUCGAUUAAUGAGGGCGAAGUCCCGAAUCAUGUGCAAGUUGUUGGUGGUGGACGUUGUUUGGUAUCAUUUACGCCCGAACAAGCUAAGCCACAUUUGAUUGAUAUUAAAUUUAAUGGAGAAACCGUUCGGGGUUGUCCGUUUGUAUGUUCGGUGGCGGACACAAGUCGUGUUAUGUUGAAUCUCACAAAUCUAGAACUGAUUCCAGUCAAUAGACCCGCUUCGUUCCAUAUCACAGUUAGUGGAGGAGGAGCAGCGGAAUUGGCAGUCAGUGUAAGGGGACCCCAUGGCGAGUUACCAGUUCGGGUGACUGGAGAUAUCCAUGCGGGCUUCACUGCGGAAUUCACUCCAAAUACCGUCGGCGGACAUUCGAUCAAUGUGGAGUAUAAUGGCUUCCCUGUGCAGGGAACUCCGUUCCUUGCCAAGGCAUAUGACGCAACUAAAGUUGUGGUCGGAAGUGUAUCGCGAGGAACGGUAGGUCGCUCCGUUCAGUUUACAGUCGAUGCUGGAGAUGCGGGCGAAGGAAAUUUAGAGAUAACAAUUUCCGCUAAAGGCCUUAAUAUACCCACACAAGUUCAUCCACAAGGCAAUGCAAGAUUCUCCGUAUCAUUUGUCCCAGCUGAGGCAUGCGAACACACAAUCAACGUAUCAUUCAACAAAAUGCCCGUCCCCGGAUGUCCCAUCACAGUUAAUAUUAGUGGUGGGAUGUCAGGACCGCAAGUUUCAUUAGGUGGGCCUGGCCCAGUACAUCAGCCAAAUUCUUUUGUAAUCAAUCACACUGGCGGUCGCUUAGAAGAUAUCGAAGUUAAUGUCGAAGGACCCGCUGGGCAAUCUGUGCCAGCUCAAGUCCAUCAGACCGCCGAAGGUGUUUUCAAAGCUGAUUUCGUUCCACGCUCUGUUGGAGAGCACCGUGUCAAUGUAACGGUAAAUGGGUUACCAACUGCUGGAAGUCCUUACGCUGCUAAGGUCUAUGAUGUCAAUGCAAUCAAAGUGAAAAAUGUAAGCACCGGAACCGUCGGAAAACCGGUCACUUUCCUCGUCGAGACUUCCCAAGCUGGCCCGGGAAAUCUUGAAGUUACCGUAAAUGGAGGUCGAGUUCCCACCUCGGCCCAGGGUCAAGGCCAACACACUUAUGCCAUCAGUUUCACUCCCCGGGACGCCCAAAAUCACACUGUGGAACUUCGGUUCAACGGGCAAGAUGUCCCGGGAAGUCCGUUCACCUGCAGAGUAUCAGCCGCUGCUCGGAUAGUUUCCCCAGAAACAAUGGACAAAGUCAGCGUUGGUCGAAUGUUUGACUUUGUCGUCGAGUCCGAUACCAUGCCUCUGGUUGAGGUCCUUGGUCCUGCACGUCGAAGUGUCGCAACAAAAAUUGAACGUGCUGACGUCGGUUACAGUGUCAAAUUCGAACCAAUCGAUGUUGGUGACCACUCGGUAGAGGUCCGUCUCCCUGGAGGAGGUCAUGUUGAAGGUAGUCCAUUCUUACUGAAGGCCUACUCAGCUGAAAAAGUAGUCGUAACCGAUAUUCGUCCAGGAGUCGUAGGGAAAAGUGUCAGUUUUGGCAUAAAUGCAAGUCAAGCUGGUGCUGGAAACCUCGAGAUAAUCGUCGCAGUUAAUGGCAAGAAUGUCCCGAAUUUCGUUCAAUCCGAAGGAAAUGCUCGAUUCAAGGUGAACUUUAAGCCAACCGAAGCAGCAGCGCAUUCACUGUCUGUUCGGUUCAAUGGACAUCCAGUUCCUGGGUCACCAUUCACGUGUCAUAUUGCUGCAGCUCCAGUAUCACUUCCUCGAGCUAUGGCUUCUGGGGAAGGUCUUAAACAAGCUGCUGUCAAAAUGGAGAACAUAUUCGAGUUAGACGGCUUCGAUGGAGUAGAACCACAAAUAUUUGUCACAUCUCCAUCGGGAGAUAAUGUCGCCUGCCAGAUUAGCCAUCGUGGAGAUACUUAUAAAGCUUCAUUUCGGCCAAUGGCUGUUGGGCGCCAUUUAAUUAGUGUUACAGCAAACGAUCAACAUAUCAAUGGUUCCCCUUUUUCAUGCAACGUUUUCGAUGUGUCUCGAGUGACUAUUAGUGGUUUGGAGCAGCAUGAAGGUCCAUCACCACUUGGAAUUCCAGUAACUUUCAGCGUUGAUGCCGCUGGAGCUGGAGAAGGUACUCUAGAACUUGUGGUCUCAACUGACACCAGUACUGUCAAAGCUGAGGUAGUAGCCUGCGCUCGAGGUCUCUAUGACGUAACUUUCAUUCCACAAAGCAGUGAGCCCCACUAUGUCAAUAUAACUUUCAAUGACGUGCCGGUAGAUGGCAGUCCAUUCCACGUUGAUAUCCAGCAGACUACCCAACAGAUUCAAAUUGGCAGCUUGGCUACUAUCGACUUCCCUACUGAUGACCAGAUUGCAGAAAUUUCAGGUCCUGACCACAAGCCAGUGGCUUACACAAUCACAAGACACAGCGCCGAAUUCCGUACAAAUAUGAUUGGAAACUAUUUGAUCCGGUUUAUUGACCGUGAUACCAGGCAACAUGUUGCAACAAGGACCCUGACCGUUUUUGACCCAUCUUUGGUGAAGAUAACAGAGGUUGGAGAAGCUCUUUGCCAUAGACCAUCUAGCAUAUCGGUAUCACUUAACGAUGCCGGACAAGGAACACUCACAGCCAUGGUUCGUUGCGGUGCAGCAGAGGUCCCUCACUCUAUCCGAGGGCCUUCGAAAAGCGGUAUCUGGGAGAUUGUGUACCAUCCUACUAGAGUCGCUCCUCAUAAGAUUACAAUUCUUUAUAACGGAGUUCCGGUAUCUCUCAAGCCCCUCGAGAUCAAUGUGCUACCACCGGGAGCUGGCAAGGAAAUCAGUGUCAGUGGCUUGGGACUCUAUCAGGCUCGUGUGGGUAAAACAACCUCGUUUGCCAUUGACACAGUUGGAAGACCUGCCAGAGAAUUUGAUGUUGUAGUUUCGGGCCCUGGGGGUCAGGCUUUGCCAGUUCGUUGCUAUCAGACAAAAGGUGGACAGUUACAAGCGGAAUUUACAAUCAAUAAAGUUGGACAAUGUGUGCUUGAGGUGCUUCAUCAAUCCAAACCACUGCCGGGAAGUCCAUUCACUUGCGAAUCAUUUGAUUCAUCUAAAGUCGCCAUUCAAGGAGUUCCUAAGGGACAGAUGGCGCUGCACAGUCCUAUUUGUUUCACAUUGAGAACUGAUCAAGCUGGAGUUGCAGAAGUCGAAGCUUAUGCUGUUUCCCCAAGCAAUCAGAACCUUCCAGUUCGAGUGACUGAACAAAGUGAUGGUGUCUAUUCGGUAGAUUUCCUUCCGUCAGUUCCGGGAAAUCAUAGAUUAACGGUGCUCUAUGGUGGAGAAACGGUCCAAGGAUCACCGUUUAACUUUACAGUUUCUGCAACUGGUAACAAAGGUGAUACUAGAGCGGCUGGAACUGGGCUUGAAGUGUGCCACAGAAAUAAAGAAGCUUCGUUUGUUGUCUAUUGUCCGAUUGCACCGAAUGUUCAAAUCGAACGGGUCGAUGAGUUCGGGGAGAGAAUUGAACCGAAAAUUAAGGCCCUUGGAAACAACGAAUGGAGAAUUUCCUAUACAAUUUUGUCGGUGGGUCGGUAUGAAAUCCGGGCAAGCUGCCCUAACCGAGGUUCCUUGCCCGGAUCCCCUUGGAACGUAUCAUGUGUGGAAGCUUCAAAGGUCACUCCCGUUGGAGGUUGGGGGACCCUUCUUGACCAUGAAGGUCGUUUAAUUUUGCCAGCUCGGAUAGUUUUUGAUGUUGAUCAAGCUGGUCCGGGAGAACUUGUUUGUACAAUAGAUGGUAUUGAGAUUCCUGUGGAUAAACUAAGUGAUGGAAAGACUAGACUUUUUGUUUCCGCUGAUAAUCUUGCUCCUGGAGAACAUGAUCUUGAUUUGACAUGGAGUGGAAUGUCGAUUGUUCAAUGCCCACGAAGUGCCUAUGUUACAGCUCAGCAAGCAGCUGAUAAGGUUGUUCUAACUGGGAGAGGUCUUGCAGCUUCCCAGGCUGGGGAGGCAGCCCACUUUACCAUCGAUGCAACGAAUGCUCCAGCUGGAAGACCAGAGGUUAUCCUUGUCCAUCAAGACAAUACUGCUGUUCCGGUUAGUCUUGCUCAACCAAGACCUAAUGAAAAUAUCUGGUUGGCAUCGUAUACUCCACAAAAGUCAUCUUCUGGUUCGUUGACUUUGUCGGUUAAAUGGAAUGGAAGACUUGUUAAGGGCUGUCCACUUACAGUGGCAGUGGGUUCAUCGAUGGAUGCUUCGAAGGUUAUAGCUUCUGGAGAAGGUCUUCGCCAUGGAGUUGUAGGAAAAGAGAUCAAAUCAUGGAUUGAUACUAGGAGAGCUGGUCCUGGAGAAUUGACAGCUCAUUGUGCUGGUCCAAGAAAAGUUGCCUACUGUGAGCUCUAUGAUCAUGGUGAUGCAACGUUUACAUUGAACAUUAAGCCCCAGGAACCGGGAAGACACUUAUUGACCAUAAAAUAUGGUGGUCAACAUGUUCCUGGAUCGCCAUUUAACUUGAAAGUUGCUGGAGCCCCUGAUGCUAGCAAGGUUCGUGUAUACGGUCCUGGUAUUGAACAUGGAGUGCUGGCUACUUUCCAGUCACGUUUUAUUUGUGACACAAGAGGAGCUGGAGCUGGCCAACUGACUGUAAGAGUGCGAGGUCCGAAAGGUGCGUUCCGAGUGGAAAUGCAACGUGAGAGUCAGAAGGACAGGACGAUACUUUGCAAAUAUGACCCAACGGAACCUGGUGACUAUCGAGUAGAAGUCAAAUGGGCUGGUGAAUUUGUACCCGGUUCACCAUUCCCGGUUAUGAUUUAUGACACAGAGGAAGAAUUACGACGCUAUAUACAAGGUUUAUAGAUAUUUCUUUAAGGAUUCUCUCUAAA